Cavia porcellus (domestic guinea pig) is the source of this 2913-nucleotide messenger RNA. RefSeq names its product fat storage inducing transmembrane protein 1 (gene Fitm1). NCBI's taxonomy places the organism in Eukaryota, Metazoa, Chordata, Mammalia, Rodentia, Caviidae. Gene Ontology annotation, cellular component: endoplasmic reticulum membrane. Gene Ontology annotation, biological process: lipid droplet organization; phospholipid biosynthetic process; lipid storage. The transcript is spliced from 2 exons. The record is from RefSeq and is a predicted model, not a curated record. Gene Ontology annotation, molecular function: coenzyme A diphosphatase activity. The coding region runs from base 2010 to 2888 and encodes 292 amino acids.
UUUUUGAGACAGGGUCUCACUAUGCAGUUCAGGCUGGCCUUCAUCUCAUUUGGUAGCCCAAGCUCGUCUCCAACUCUCAACAAUCCACCUGCCUCAGUCGCCCAAGUGCUGGAAUUACAGGUGUACACCACUGCAUUACAGGUGUACACCAUUAUAGCAUGUUAUUUAAAUGGAUAAUAGUAGGGCUGGGGAUUUAGCUCAGUGGCAUAAGCACCUGCCUUGCAAGUAUGUGGUCAUGAGUUCGAUCCCUGGUACUGCUAAAAAAAAAGGAUAAUAGUGAAGUAUCUCAUUACUGUAGUAUUUAGGUUUCAUUGGAUAUAUUUAAAAGAUUGAUAUAGGACUAAGAAUGUAGCCCAGUGGUAAAGCACUUGCCUAGCAUACAGGAGACCUUGGUUGGAUCCCCAGCAUUACAAGAAAAUACAAGUGCUAUGAUAUGAAAUGUCAGCAUACAUAACUCACUGGAAAAUAGAUCCUUUUCAACUAUUUAAAAUUAUAGUAAAGUAUUUUAUGAGCACAUAAAAAUGUGAGAGAAGGCCUGUUGAUCUUCAAGACUUUUCAGUGCUGAGUUCAAACCAGGGCCUUUCCAUUCUAGGCAAGCACUGAGCGACUCUCCAACCUUCUAAAACUUUUUUUUUUUAAUAUAUUGUUCACUGUAUGACAGAGGGUCUCAUCAAGUCUCUAAAUUUCUUAGGCUGGGCUUGAACUUGCAAGUCCUCCUGUCUCAGCCUCCCAGAGUGCUGGAAUUUGAGGCAUGUAUCACCAUGCCCAGGUUCAAAACUCUUAGAGUGAUAAGAUUUGAAGGCCACUGUGUCACAGUGUGGACUUUAGGAUUUGGUAGGAGCCUGACUGGUUAUCUAAUCUAUCUUGAUCAGUUUAUAAAUAAGACACUGAGGACAGAGAAGAGUUAGUUGAUUUUCCCCAAGUCACAUAGAGUUGGGUUCACAACCCAUGUGUCCUUGUUUGCUCGUGCCUUUCAGUACCUCCGCUGUCCUCUGAAAUCCCACCCCCAGUGUUGGGAAUGAGGAAGAAAAACAAAAAGUGAUCUCGAAACAGCUCAAAAAAGUUAACCAGGACUUAGAGGGUUGGUUAUUCUCCACCCUGCUGCUUCAGUCCUGAUCAGUCUGGGAGUCUGGUAGGGGACAAAACCUAAGGUUUUGAUGGACUGCAGAUGGCACAUUUUUCCUAGGAUCUCUUCUUCCCCAUCACCUUAGAGUAAACCUGAUCUUUAGGGCCAUGAGUGUGUCAACCUGGUUGCCAUCAUUUCAUUCUGGAUUCCUUCUCAGGACACCUACAUUUCAUGUGUUGAUCUUCAGGCACAAACAGUGCCCAUUACAUAUGAUGCCUUUUUCAUUCAUUGCACAACUAUCAGUUUGCAUGGCAGCCCUGGGCCACCCAGUCCUCAAAAACCCCUCAGUCCAGACAGGAGCCAGAACUUGGCCAAGCCGUUAUAGUCACAGCACAGUGAAGUGGUACCCUUGCCAAUGAGUCUCCACGGCCCAAGGUGGACACACAGCUCUGUGUACCCACCUUGCUGCUCAGAGUCCCCAAGGAAGGAACAGACCUUCUAAAAUUUGUUUUAAUGAUUUUUGAUUUUUAUCUUUAUGACCUCUGAUUUCUCUGUGGAACAAAAACACAUAGAAACUUUGGCUGACCACACUGAGGCAGACACUAAAUAGGACAUGGCCAAGGGCAGCCCUGAACAGCAGCCCUGGCCUUGAGAUGUGAACUGGAACAUGGCUGGAGCUGAAGACACAGGGCCAACAGGAAAGGACUCAGGCUGCUGUCAGGACACUGCUGCACACCCGACGCCAGGACCCUGCUGAUGCAGCAGCCCUCCACCCUGGCCCCUUACUGCCCCCCGCCCCCCUCCCCCGCCUGCCAGCUGCCAACAGGGCUCUGCCCUGUGUCUGCCACACCUGUCACUGCCUGUCCUUGUCCCGGGGGGGAGACCCAUCAGCCCCUCCUCAGCUGCCUAGCAGAGCAGGCAGUUAGUGGGGAGGGGAGGGAACAUGGAGCGGGGGCCUGUGGUGGGGGCAGGGCCGGGGACCGGGGCCCGGAUCCGGGCACUACUGGGCUGCCUGGUCAAGGUGCUGCUCUGGGUGGCCUCUGCCUUGUUGUACUUUGGAAGCGAACAGGCUGCCCGCCUCCUAGGCAGCCCCUGCUUACGGCGCCUCUACCAUGCCUGGUUGGCCGCGGUAGUCAUCUUUGGGCCGCUUUUGCAGUUCCAUGUCAACUCCCGGACUAUCUUCGCCAGCCACGGCAACUUUUUCAACAUAAAGUUUGUGAAUUCAGCAUGGGGCUGGACAUGCACCUUCCUGGGUGGCUUUGUGCUGCUGGUGGUGUUCCUGGCUACUCGGCGUGUAGCAGUGACUGCCAGGCACCUGAGCCGACUAGUGGUGGGGGCUGCCGUGUGGCGGGGUGCUGGCCGAGCUUUCCUGCUCAUUGAGGACCUGACUGGUUCCUGCUUUGAGCCUCUGCCCCAGGGCCUGCUGCUCCAUGAGCUGCCAGACCGCCGCAGCUGCCUGGCAGCUGGCCACCAGUGGCGGGGGUACACAGUUUCCUCGCACACCUUCCUGCUCACCUUCUGCUGCCUGCUCAUGGCCGAAGAAGCAGCAGUAUUUGCCAAGUACCUGGCCCAUGGGCUGCCUGCUGGCGCCCCCCUGCGCCUUGUCUUCCUACUCAACGUGCUGCUGCUGGGCCUCUGGAACUUCUUGCUGCUCUGUACCGUCAUCUAUUUCCACCAGUACACUCACAAGGUGGUGGGCGCUGCAGUAGGCACCUUUGCCUGGUACCUCACCUAUGGCAGCUGGUAUCAUCAGCCCUGGUCUCCAGGGAGCCCAGGCCAUGGGAUCUUCCCCCGCACCCACUCCAGCCGCAAGCAUAACUGAAAAGAAAUAAAGGCACAGCAGCCUG